AUGUCGUCCUCACAGCCCUUCCGGGAAUCUUCCCCUAUCCCCGGCAUCGGCAGACGCAAAUCUCAGUUCACCUUCAAACAACUGUCCCAACUAGCGACUUACAAUACAUCGUGCCCCUUACGAGUUGUAGCCCACAUUGACCUAGAUGCUUUCUAUGCACAAUGCGAGAUGGUUCGUUUGGGCGUGCCUAAGGACCAGCCUUUGGCUGUCCAGCAAUGGCAAGGAUUAAUUGCUGUCAAUUAUCCAGCACGUGAGCACGGCAUCGGUCGUCAUUGCACUUUGACAGAUGCGAAGAAGCUAUGCCCUACAUUAGUUGCCCAGCAUGUAGCAACUUGGCGAGAAGGCGACGACAGGUGGGCAUACCGUGAUGAUGCUGCUGCCAACAUCCAGAGCGACAAAGUCUCUCUCGAUCCGUACCGCCUUCAGUGCAGAAAGAUUCUGGCAGUCAUCAAGGAAAGUUUGCCUGCGGAUCAGCAAAAGGUUGAAAAGGCCAGCAUUGACGAGGUUUUUCUUGACCUCUCCGCACAUGUCCAUGCAGUUCUCCUGGAACGCUUCCCCGAGCUGAGAAACCCACCACCUUACGACGAUCCGACGGAGAAUCUUCCAGCCCCGUCCGUGGCAGCCCUGGAUUGGCAAGCGGAUGCUCUCAUCGACCUGAAUGAGGAGGAGGAGUCCGUGGACCCAGACUGGGACGACGUGGCGAUCCUUAUUGGGUCUGAGAUUGUCCGCGAUGUCCGAAGACAGAUCCUGGAGAAGUUACACUACACAUGCUCCGGAGGUAUUGCCAAAAAUAAGCUGUUGAGCAAGUUGGGCUCCGGGCACAAGAAGCCCAACCAGCAGACCGUCAUUCGAAACCGAGCCGUGGCCCAAUUUCUGUCAGGCUUCAAGUUCACCAAGAUACGCAAUCUCGGGGGGAAGCUUGGCGAAAACGUGGUCUCAACCUUCAACACUGACGCCGUCGAAGAGCUAUUGGCCAUCCCUCUGGAUCAGAUGAAAGCAAAGCUAGGUCAGGACACCGGAAGCUGGGUUUUCAAUACCAUUCGUGGCAUCGACGCUAGUGAUGUCAACUCCCGCACACAAAUCAAGUCGAUGCUAUCGGCAAAAUCGUUUCGGCCCUACAUCAACACCCCGGAACAAGCCCAUCGCUGGCUGAGGAUCUUUGCUGCCGACAUCUUCGCCCGCUUGGUUGAAGAGGGAGUUUUGGAGAAUAGGCGUAGGCCGAGGACAAUAAACUUGCAUCACCGACAUGGCGGCCAAAUGAAAUCGCGCCAAGGCCCAAUUCCCCAGGGCAAAGCACUAGAUGAGCAAGCCUUAUUCGAACUUGCGAAGAACCUCUUGAACCAAAUAAUAGGGGAAGGCAACGUCUGGCCAUGCGCCAACCUCAGCUUAAGCGUGGGCGGCUUCGAAGACGGCAUCACAGGCAACAUGGGCAUCGGCGCUUUCUUGCUGAAAGGAGAGGAAGCCCAGGCGCUAAGGCAGAGUAGCCGCGAAGCAAGCGAUAUGCCCAUUCCUGAAGAAAAGCCGCCAAAGAAACGUCGGACGGAGGGAGGGGCGAUCCAUCGCUUCUUUGCACGUAACGUUUCCACUGACGAAGAAAUGCCGUCCGACGGUGCAUCCGCGAAGAGCGAUAUCAAAUCCCGAGAAGAGACUAAGUCAGGUGAGCCUUCCAUGGCUGUUCCAGGUACGAGUCUGGCGCACGAGGAAGGCAAUGGUGGCUUCCAUGAGGUGCCAACCACGGGCUUCGUAUGCUCGCGGUGCAACACGGGGUUUGAAACGCCAGAGGAGCACCAAAGCCACGAGGAUUGGCAUUUUGCCAAAGAUCUACAAGACCAGGAACGUGGCAAGCCCACACUUGCUCAGCACUCAUCUGCCACCCGCAGCUCUGGCCCAAAGACUUCAGGAACUUCGGCCAAGCGGGGAGGCCGCGGCGGCAAGCUCGAGCAUGGACAGAGCAGACUGAAGUUUGGAUGA
This is a messenger RNA of Colletotrichum abscissum, 1971 nucleotides long. RefSeq names its product impB/mucB/samB family protein. Gene Ontology annotation, molecular function: DNA-directed DNA polymerase activity; damaged DNA binding. The record is from RefSeq and is a predicted model, not a curated record. Bases 1 to 1971 code for a protein of 656 amino acids. Gene Ontology annotation, biological process: error-prone translesion synthesis; response to radiation. Gene Ontology annotation, cellular component: nucleus; site of double-strand break; replication fork. The transcript is spliced from 2 exons. NCBI's taxonomy places the organism in Eukaryota, Fungi, Ascomycota, Sordariomycetes, Glomerellales, Glomerellaceae.